This is a messenger RNA of Pelagomonas calceolata, 2669 nucleotides long. Lineage: Eukaryota; Pelagophyceae; Pelagomonadales; Pelagomonadaceae. The record is from the annotation of a GenBank genome assembly.
AGCGGAAUCGCCUCGUGUGCGGCGCAAGCACACUGAUACGUCGUGGAAGACGCAUUUCCUGUGACGUCGCAACAUCAUCGUCCGGGCUGCACACUUCUGCGAGCACAGAGAGGUCGUAACCUCUCUGCAGGGGGGAGCCUGGUGCACUACUCCUGCAGCUAAACGCGCGCGCCGGACACCGAUCGUGAAAAAAAAGGCGCAAGAUCAAGAUGCAUCGCUUCGCCACACUAAGCGCCCGCGCCGCCGCUACUACCGCCACCGCAUGGCUCACGACGGCCCGCUGCGACGACGAGAAACGCGUCUUCACGAUCUUCCUCGACGUCGACGGCGUGCUCAACAACCGCGCGACCCGGGAUAGGGGCGACGCCCAAGCGCCGGACGCGCCCAUCGCUUCGAGACACGCGCCCGAUAGGGAAUUAGUGCAGACGCUGUCCACAUUGAUGCGAGAGGCAGAAAAAAAGACCGGCCGCCAAGGUAAAAUAGUGCUCUCGUCGACGUGGCGCCUUAAACCGGAAACGACCGAGGCCGUCGAGGCGCGCCUGAAGGACGUCAAUUUAAGUAUCGACGGCGUCACGCCGGACUACGGCCCCGAGGCUACUACAUCAUUAGUGGACGCGAAUCUCUCGUCCUUCACGGAGGGCGCCACGACUCUAGUCCCGACGGCGGCCGAGGGCGGCGGCCUGGAUCGGGUCGACGAGAUCUUCUCUUACUUGAAACGGAGAAAGGUAGACCGGUGCUGGCUCGUGCUGGACGAUCUCAAUUUACCGUGGCGCAAUCCGAGAUUGCGGCGGGAGCACUUCGUACGAACUAGAGAUGAUGCGGGACUGACGAAGGAUAAAGCAAAUGAAGCGCUUGAAAAGAUCGUAGCAUUACACGAAGGUAGACAAUACAUACCAAAGGCUAUUGGAACCCCAAAAUACGCGGACCGCGCUCUCUUGUUCCUGGACAACGGCCGCCAGCCCGUCGAGGAGGAUUUUGCGGUGCCUAGGACACGCUUGGUGCGUUUUGGGGGCGACGAGCGCGACUUCCAGCGGAACUACCGCGAGACGCGGACCAUUGGUCGAGGCGGGUACGGGACGGUCAAGGUCGCGACGCACGCCGUGACCUGGCAGCAGCGGGCCGUGAAACGCAUGCGGCCGGACCACCCGACGGCGCGAGCCUUCCAAAAAGCGUCGGGCCAGGCGGGCGCGGCCUGGGACCGCGCGUUCGCGAUGCUCGAUGGAAGGACGGGCGUUGAAGAACAAGGUGAGGAAUUGGACUGGGUCGAGGCUUUUUUGGACAAUAACCGGGGCGGCAUCAGCGACGAUGAUACGAGGCAGCCGCGGCCGCCGCGGCCGGCGUCGGUGCCGGCCGAGGUGCGGCGGCUGUGCGAGCUGGAUCAUCCUCAUGUGGUGAAGUUAUUUGAGUACUUCGUGGACUCAUCUAGAGAUGAACUACUCCUGGUCCAAGAGUAUUUAUCAGGAGGCACGUUAUUGGACCGCGUGCGGAAGGAGAAGCGACUUACGCAAGACGAAGCGGCCCAAGCAUUACGAGAGAUGCUAUCAGCAGUAGCAUGCUGCCACGCGCACGGCCUGCUGCACGCUGAUUUGAAGCCGGACAACUUCGUGUACGCCGAGGACGGCUCGCUCAAGCUGAUAGACUUCGGCCUGUCUCGAGAUGUGGAUAUUGAUAGUCGAGGUAUAAGGGCAGGUAACUUAACCUUCACGGCACCCGAAACAUUGACGAAGAAGGGCCUCUACGGCCAGCCCGCGGACGUCUGGGCGCUGGGCUGCAUGUUUUUUCUCUGUGUUACUGGUGAGCACCUGAUCGAGGGUUUAUGUGGUGGGGAAGUAGUAACGGCCUUCGGGGGCGUCAAGGUGACGGCGGAGGACGACGCGAGGAAGGCGGUGUGCGACGCGAAGGCGAUCCAGCGGCGUCUCCAGCAAAAGGCGCGGCCGCUUCUACCGCCCCAAGGGUAUGACUUAUUAACGAGGAUGUUGAGUCCGGAUCCGCAGCAAAGGAUCACCGCAUUACAAGCGUUGCGGCACGCCUUCGUCGCGCGCGAGGCGGAGUUCGACGUUGCGUGCGUUGAUAAAAUGAGGCGCUUCGCCGCGCUGCCGGCGCUCGUGCGGCUCGCCAUCCUCGUGGAGGCCCACGAGGCGGCGGGCCGCGACGUGGCGCAGACGGAGUGCCGCACGUUCCAGGCGUUAGAUACGGACGUCGACGGCGAGGUUGGUGCACGAGAUCUUCGAGUCGCUCUUCUAAAACACGGCGGCGUCGUCGACGACGACUUGGAAGAUGUCUUCAAGCGGUGCGACCUGUCGCGGAACGGCUCGCUGUCGCAGUCCGAGUUCAUCGCCGCGACCAUGGCCGCGGGCCUCUUCGGCACCGAGACCUACCGCGACGCGGCCUUCGUGGCCUUGGACGCCGACGCCGACGGCCUCAUCACGGCGAAGGACGUGGCGCGCCUGCUGGCGCCGGGAUCCUCGGCGGCGAGCGACGUCCUGGCCGAAAUCGACGCGGGCGAGGGCUGCGACCGGGCGACGUUCGACGCGCUCGUCAAAGCGGCGGCGGCAUCCUUUGGCGGGGCCUCGGAGGCGCCUCCUGCAGAACCGGCGCCGGGUACGUUGGGAGCCGUAGCGGCGUUGGCGAGGCGGUGGGGCGUCGGCGCUCCGCGAGAGGUGAAGUGA